CCUUGUGCUAGAUACAUCCCGCUGUACGGCUGCCAAGGCUUGUGUACUCUGUACAUGAACGCAUACUGUUGUCCCCAAACCCAAGUCCUUGCACCCUUGUACGCGACAGCGACAGCAGCAUGUAACAGAACCGAGGAAAAGUGGAUGGGUCCAUACAGUCAUCUCAUCCCACUGGCAUCGCCAUCCCGACCGAAACAAUCCCAUUCACCGUCAGCACCCACACAAGCUCCAGCAGCCACGCCGGCACUCGGGUGACAACAAUUGAAUAAAUAAAGAUAACACCUGUAUCUCUACCUCUACCACACCCAUAGCUGGCGCAGUUUUAUGUCACCCAAGUGGCCGGCAGGAAGUGUCUCUCUCUACGUCUAUCUACUCUUUUCUAUUUAUUUAAAAUGGGGCUCCGCUUGGGGUAAGCACCCACGCUAGAGCGGUUCCGCAAUCGCCGCACGCCACGCCCAGAUUCUCCACGCUCAUCUUGCAACACUGGGAAGGUACGACUGAGAGAUACCUGGCCAAGGUGAUCCCUUCCUUUCCCUUGCGUUGCCUUCCCUCGAGCUCCGGGGAGCGUUUUAAGGUAAGGUGGGCACACCAGACAGUACCUUUUGCCUUUGCCGUGGCCAUUGGCCCAUUGCCUGCUUCUCACCAGUGGUACCAGCCUCCACAAAUCGCACAGUAUCUACACGAGUACUUACCUACCUUGCCUACCUACUCACCUUUACCUCACCUUUUCCCACACGGAUACCUACGUACCUACCGUAACGAACGUACCUGCCUACUUGCCAACUUGCCUUCCCAAGCUUGCCUCGCUUCACACGUACGUACUAACCAGUGCCUUCCUUCCUUCCUUCUUUGCCGGGAGGAGCUUACACGGGCCACGCCUCCCACUCGGACCUAUAUCAACUUGGACGCGCUCCCCCUUCUUCGAGCUACCAGUCCAUCUUUCUCCCAUUUACCACACAAAUCUUUUUCCUUCCCUCCCCAUCCAGCUUGACAUUUGUGGAAGCUACUCAUCCUCAUACCUCCAUCGACGGUUACAGACUUCCUUGCUUCUUCUACCAAUCCAUUCCUCCUUCACCAAAAUUAAAUCCUACCCUGCAUUCUUACCACCAGCCCCGACCGAUCGCAAAGAUGGCCGCCGCUCGCUCUGCUUUCCGUCUCACUACCCGCUUCGCUGCUCCUCGCGUUGCCGUCCGCAGCCAGGCCGCUCGCCCCUUCUCCGUCUCUGCUCGCGCCUUCAAGAGCGACGUCGUCAGUGAGAAGGAGAUUCCCGUCUCCGUCUACGCCCCCGAUGCCAAGGGUGCUGGCCAGUCUGACCACUUCUCCAUCCCCGUCCGCGAGCACGACUCCCGCCCUCCCACCGAGUCCCCCAUUCCCGGUCCCGAGAACGACGAUGUCGUCCCUCUAACUCGCAAGACGUUCGAUUCGAUGCCUCCCAUGAUGCAGAAGCUUUCUGUCAUGGGCAAGACCAUCGUCAUCACUGGCGGUGCUCGUGGCCUGGGCAACUACAUGGCCCGCGCCUGUGCUGAGGCUGGUGCCAAGGCACUCGUCAUUUUCGAUGCCAACCAGGAGUUGGGUGACGAGGCUGCUUCCGAGCUGCACCAAAAGACUGGCUUGCCUGUCACCUUCUUUAAGGUGGAUGUCCGUGACGGCGGUGCCAUCAAUGCUGCAGUUGACUCUGUGGUUGAGCUCUACGGUGCUCCUGAUGUUCUGGUCAAUUCUGCUGGUAUCGCUGAUUCCAACAUCAAGGCCGAGACCUAUGACCCUGCCAUGUUCCGCCGUCUCAUCGACAUCAACCUUACUGGUUCAUUCCUCAUGUCCCAGGCCGUCGGUCGCGCCAUGAUGAAGGCUGGCAAGCCUGGCUCCAUCAUUUUGGUUGCCUCCAUGUCUGGCAGCAUUGUCAACUACCCCCAGGAGCAGUCUUGCUACAACGCUUCCAAGGCCGGUGUUAUUCAGUUCGGCAAGUCUCUUGCUGCUGAGUGGGCCAAGUACAACAUCCGUGUCAACUGCAUUUCCCCCGGCUACAUGGACACUGCCCUCAACCGUGUCCCUGCUCUCGACGCUCAGAAGAAGAUCUGGAAGUCCUUGACUCCCCAAGACCGCCUCGGCAGCGUGGACGAUCUCAACGGUCUUUGCGUCUUCUUGGCUUCCGAUGCCUCCAGCUUCAUGACUGGCUCCAACGUCAUCAUUGAUGGUGGCUACACUUGCUACUAAGCUUGCGCUUGAGGAUGCCUUUCCAGAAAGCUUCUCUUUCGCUUUGGGAAGGGUAUCGCCCGAGUCGGGCUAGUUAUGAGCUUUCACUUUGCAGCCACAUCGUUCACGGCAUAUUCUCGCUAGCUUCGGUCGACGCUACGCGGUUACGACGGCGAGCAUCGCUGAUCCGCACUCCCGGUAUGUUUGCUUCGGGCAGACGUGGUACCUGUGGCAUCAACGCCAUUGCUCCGAUAUGGUCGCGUACGACAGCGCGCGACUUCGUGCCAAUUUCCUAGUGUCAAUGCUCUUUCUCUCAUCAGUCGGCUCGAUGAAUCAUCCGGGACUAUACCCCCCAGACGUCCAAGGGUUGCACAGCACCUCAUCCACCUUCGACCUUUUGACUAUCAUGACGUGUGUGUUCUUAAGCAAGCAAGGCAGUUUCAGGAGUCAUCAGAACGAACCAAAACAUUGGGGAUUUGGACUAGAGGUUCUUUUUUCUGGGCUUUUGGGUCUUGAUGGUGGUGAUUUUGGGAAACAAGACAAAGAGGAUAGAAAGGAAAGAAACUUGGGUCUUGGACUCUGGGAUUCUCGGUGGAUAGGACAGAGCAGACAUCACAAAGUAAAUUCUGAAGAGAAUAAAU
Molecule: messenger RNA, 2831 nt
Organism: Colletotrichum destructivum
Lineage: Eukaryota; Fungi; Ascomycota; Sordariomycetes; Glomerellales; Glomerellaceae
Product: Putative short-chain dehydrogenase/reductase SDR, NAD(P)-binding domain superfamily
Exons: 3
Coding region: 1129-2211 (360 amino acids)
Molecular function (GO): oxidoreductase activity, acting on the CH-OH group of donors, NAD or NADP as acceptor
Source: RefSeq, a predicted model, not a curated record